AAAAGAGGAAGAAGAAUGAGGUUGAAGAUGAUGAGUUGCAGAGAGGUGGAGGAAGAAUACCCGAGCCACGAUUCGGUGCUGGGCGGGAAGCCCAACCGCUGUGUCAUUUAUCCACCCGACCCUGCUAUUGUUGCUGAGCAACUGGAAAGAAGAAACAACAACUGGUUUGUUAGGGCAAAAGUUGCAAGUGAUUUGGUGGUGCAGGUUGGAGAUUUUAGAUUUCACUUGCACAAGCUAGCUAUGGUUUCGAAAAGUGGGUAUUUGAAUAGACUUGUAUUUGCAAAACGAAGUGAGUCGCAUGGAGCUAGCUCACUCAAGCUUCUGCUUGAUGACCUUCCCGGCGGAAUCAAGACCUUCGAAUCCGUCGUCAACUUCUGCUACGGCUUUAACGUUGAUGUAACGGCGACAACCAUCGCUCCACUCCAUUGCGCUGCAAAUUUCUUGGAAAUGAGUGAUGAUCUUCACCAUGGAAAUCUCAUUCCAAAGGCAGAGGCAUUUCUCAGCUUUGCAAUCUUCUCAUCUUGGAAAGACACUUUUAAGGUACUCAAAAGCUGUGAAUCCGUGUCACCUUGGGCCAAAGAAUUGCGAAUCGUGAAGCGAUGCUCCGACGCCAUCGCUUGGAAGGCCUCGACUGUCCCGAAAGCUUUCACUCCAGGAGGAGAAAAUAGCAAUGGGAACUCUAAUGUAGGAGACUCAACCAAUACUUGGUGGUUCCAAGACAUUUCGACCCUUCGAAUCGAUCAUUUCAUCCAAGUGAUCGAGUCGAUUAAACGAAGAGGGACGAAACCGGAGCUCAUCGGAUUGUGUAUAGCUCACUGGAUGGCGAAAUGGUUUCCGAGAAAAACAUUUGUAUUCGAUGAACUAGUGGUACCUAAACAUCUGGCUCAAAAGCUACAAAGAAUUACUGUCGAAAGUUUAAUCAACAUGCUUCCGAGGGAGAAAAAUUCGGUUUCGUGUAACUUUCUACUUUGCCUUCUCAAGUUAGGAUUAACAACGAAAAUUGAUUUGGCAUUGUCCGACAAACUCGAAACAAGAGUAGCUUCCAUGUUGGAGCAAUGUUCUGUUCAAGAUCUCUUGGUUAAAAACAAUGAAGAUGGCGACGACACCACGCAUGAUGUCGGAAUUGUGAUCAGGGUGGUCCAAGCUUAUGUUGUCUUGUCCAUGAAAAACUCUGGGGCAAGACUAUGCAAUGUUGGAAGGUUGAUCGAUGGUUAUCUUGCUAUGGUUGCAAGAGAACUUAACCUUGCAGUCGAUAACUUCAAAUCGCUCCUCGAUGCAUUACCAAAAAAUGCUCGAUCGUCCGAUAACAGUCUCUAUCGAGCGAUUGACAUGUACCUCAAGGCACAUCCGAGUCUAACAGAGGAAGAACGAGCAAGUGUGUGCACAGCAAUGGAGUAUCACAGAUUAUCGGAAGAUGCACGCCAACAUGCAAUGAGGAACGAUCGAUUGCCGUUGAAGAUUGUGACUGAGUUCAUGCUUCUCGAGCAAGUAAUGAUGGCUAGAUCAAUGUUGGUUACUAGGUCGAACAUUAAUCUGAGAACAACGACUCGAACUAUGUUGAAAGUGAAUAAUAACAAAGUUCUAGAGAGGGGAUUCGCAACAUCUCAAAAUGAGAUUAAAAUGAUUAGGAGAGAGGUGGAGAAUAUGAAGAUGCAACUUAAUCAAUUGCAAAUGUGUAAAUUAAAGCUUGAGAAACAAGUUAAAAGCUCAUGCUUCAAGUAGAAAAUAA
Hibiscus syriacus is the source of this 1729-nucleotide messenger RNA. RefSeq names its product root phototropism protein 3-like. NCBI's taxonomy places the organism in Eukaryota, Viridiplantae, Streptophyta, Magnoliopsida, Malvales, Malvaceae. The coding region runs from base 16 to 1722 and encodes 568 amino acids. The record is from RefSeq and is a predicted model, not a curated record. The transcript has 4 exons. Gene Ontology annotation, molecular function: protein binding.